This is a messenger RNA of Nicrophorus vespilloides, 465 nucleotides long. RefSeq names its product shematrin-like protein 2. Bases 53 to 331 code for a protein of 92 amino acids. The record is from RefSeq and is a predicted model, not a curated record. Lineage: Eukaryota; Metazoa; Arthropoda; Insecta; Coleoptera; Silphidae. The transcript is spliced from 3 exons.
CAUUAAAUUUGCGUUAGUUUGUCGUAACGUUGACUUCGUGUGCACAGUAGAAAUGAAGUUCCUGGUUGCAGUGUUGACUAUUCUUUUAUUAACAGGAAACGGAAUUUGUAAACCUGCGGCUUCAGCUAAACCUUCUAUUACAUCCGCAUAUGGAUACGGCUACGGUCAUGGAUUAUACGGUGGUUACGGAGGUUUAGGAUAUGGUGGAUUAGGUCUGUACGGAGGAUACGGAGGAUAUGGAGGUUUAGGACUUUACGGAGGUUAUGGAGGUUACGGAGGGUAUGGAGGAUGGCAUAGCCCAUUCGGAUAUGGAUAUCCUUUUUAUCGUUGAUUUAAGAAUCAGCAAAUGUAUCGUAUUUUUCAAUCUAUAAGACGUGCUCCAAUUUACCAAAAAUUUAAAAAGUAUAAUUAUUCCCAAUUUUAAGUUGUUUUCUUUAUGUAAAAAUGUGCGUCUUAUGUUUCGAU